Messenger RNA from Schizosaccharomyces cryophilus OY26, 1452 nucleotides. RefSeq names its product aminotransferase class-III. Lineage: Eukaryota; Fungi; Ascomycota; Schizosaccharomycetes; Schizosaccharomycetales; Schizosaccharomycetaceae. The transcript has a single exon. The record is from RefSeq and is a predicted model, not a curated record. Gene Ontology annotation, molecular function: dethiobiotin synthase activity; pyridoxal phosphate binding; S-adenosyl-L-methionine:8-amino-7-oxononanoate transaminase activity. Gene Ontology annotation, cellular component: mitochondrion. Gene Ontology annotation, biological process: biotin biosynthetic process. The coding region runs from base 1 to 1275 and encodes 424 amino acids.
AUGAAUUUGGUGGAAAAAGACUUGGAAUACAUCUGGCACCCAUACACUCAACACAAAACAGCAAAGCCUCCCAUCGUUAUUGUCAAAGGUAAGGGAGCUUUAUUAUGGGAUGAAAAUGGAAAAGAAUAUAUCGAUGCCAUUGCUUCAUGGUGGGUGAACCCGUUCGGCCAUAGCAAUAAAUACAUUGCAGACCAAAUAUACAAACAAUUAACAAGCUUAGAGCAUGUUUUGCUUGGAGGGUUUACACACCCGCCUGCGAUUACGCUGGCGGAACGACUGUUAUCUAUUUUGCCCAGGAAUCAAAGCAAAGUGUUUUUCUCAGACAAUGGUUCUACUUCUGUUGAAGUGGCUAUUAAAGCAGCUCUGCAAUUUUUCUACAAUAAAAAUGAAAAGCGAACAACCAUUGUAGCUUUCGAGGACGCAUUUCAUGGUGAUACCUUUGCCGCGAUGGCUGCAAGUGGAAUUUCAUUUUAUACUUUAGCUUUCCAAGGAAUGUUCAUCGAUGUGGUACGCGUUCCUGUGCCUGUUCCAGGAAAAGAGGAAGAAAGCUACGAAGCUCUUGAGAAAAUCCUUACUGAACAUAAGUGUGCUGCUUUUAUAUUUGAGGUUUUGAUCCAAGGUGCUGGAGGCAUGAAAAUGUAUGAGCCUGAAUGCCUGGACAGACUCAUUGAAAUCUGUCAAAAGCAUCAAGUUUUGACCAUCGCUGAUGAGGUUAUGACCGGUUUCGGAAGAACGGGAAAGUUGUUUGGUUGUGAUUAUCUAAAAAAUCAACCUGAUGUUCUAUGCUUAUCCAAAGCUCUAACGGCUGGUACGAUUCCCAUGGCUAUAACCACGUUUUCCCAAAACGUUUUCGAUGGCUUCUACAGCGACGACAUAAACAAGGCUCUUUUCCAUGGUCACACUUUUACUGGAAACCCUACCGGAUGUGCUGCGGCAAUGGCAAGUUUGGAUUUGUUAUUGUCCGAAGAAAUGCAGAAUAAUAUUUCUCGCAUUCAUCGCAGUCAUUUAGAAUUCCAGAAACGUCUUCAAUCCCAUCCACGUGUACACACAAUUCGUGUACGUGGUGUUAUCCUUGCACUCGAGGUUUCAUCCCAGCGUCAGGAAAGCUAUUACGGUAACCUUAGAAACAAUUUAUAUGACUAUUUCCUUAAGAAUGGAGUUAUGCUACGUCCUAUUGGAAACAUUGUUUACAUCCUACCUCCUUAUAUUAUUACUCAAGAGCAAUUGGAUAUUGUUUAUUCUAAUAUAGAAAAGGCUUUAGAAGAAGUAGUAUAAGUUUUGUCACUUAAAACUUAUACAAGAGAUCAAGUGCUCAAUAAAUAAGUCGAAUCGCUGAAAAAUUGUUUAUACCUCUUGAUUAGUAAAUAUCCUCUACUUUAAUUAUUGAUAAUAAGUAUCAAAAAUUGACUUUGCGUUCAAAUUACGCUAAUAUAUGAAGCAAUCAUCAUCCCC